This is a messenger RNA of Centropristis striata (black sea bass), 3012 nucleotides long. It is a transcript of the gene faap100, whose product is annotated as FA core complex associated protein 100. Gene Ontology annotation, biological process: interstrand cross-link repair. The coding region runs from base 351 to 2882 and encodes 843 amino acids. The record is from RefSeq and is a predicted model, not a curated record. The transcript is spliced from 8 exons. Gene Ontology annotation, cellular component: Fanconi anaemia nuclear complex; nucleoplasm. NCBI's taxonomy places the organism in Eukaryota, Metazoa, Chordata, Actinopteri, Perciformes, Serranidae.
GUUUUUUUAAACAAACUACAUUUUUAAUACAAUAUUUUUGUAAGAAGACAGAACGCAUUUCACUCAUCUCUUUCCUGAACGCGAAAGAAGUUUAAACACCAAACCCAUUAGACUUCCGUCUAUUUUUCAUGGGUAAUGUAGUUCUUGGUUGUUAUUGGUCGAAAGAGCGACGCGCGGAAGUUUGUGAGGGCAUCCCAUCCUCUGUCAACAACCGGUUGAGCAGUACCUCGUUCAGUUUAGUCACAAAUGUUCAAUUUUAUUAUCAAUCACUCAGCUAAGACUGUUAAUGGUAGAGUCUCUACCAUUACAUAUGCAGACUAGUCAGUUUCUUCUUCUUCGGUGGCGUGGCCAUGGACGGGCGGUGUUCUGUUGAGACUUGGGCAGAGUUUGGCUUUUCAGGAACAUCAUGCACACAGAGGGUGAAGUUUGGUUUUGGGACAGAUGUGUUCCUUUGCACUGGCAGCGACGAGGUCUAUGUCUUCAGUACUCAGGAGAAAAAACUCACAGCUGUCCUCCAGUGUCCUGGUCCUGUGAGGGAUCUGGUUGAAAGUCAUGACAAGCAGCUCAUUUACUUAGCCUGCAUGAGCGGAGUGUAUUGUGUCAGCUCACACUUUCUGCUACCCAGAAGUCAAAGCUCCCCAGCUGAUGCAUCCUCCAGUCCAGCUGAGCUGAAAAUCUCCUCAGAGUUUCUUGUUGUUCCAGAAGAAGGAGUGUUAUCGCUGCUCCUCGUCGGCUCUGUGCUCCUGACUCUUUCCCAGAGAGACACAUCCAGGAUGUUGACUCUGUACAAAUCCUCAAACUAUGAGAUGCUCAGUUCAAUCAGUCUACCUCUGUGCUUAGGAGUUGUACACAAUGACACUGAGAGAAAGACAAUAAUAAGGAGGCCUGUGCUGAUGUGUGUCCACUCUAGUGAUGCAACACCAUCAUCCUCUUCCUCUUCAUCAGAGGCAACUUUAAGUGACGGCCACUUUCAUCUUGAGACGGUCCUCUUCAAACUUCUGUUUGGGAUUGACGCUGCCCUCACCAAAUCACCAGUCAUCCUUUGUGGCCUGCAGGACGGGGGCUUGUGUUUCCUCCCUCUGCGUCUCCCAGGAUCGCGGCUCAGAGUCCUGUACAGCCUGGAGCAGCCAGUUGUAUUUGUUGGAGCAACAGAAACGGGUCCAGGACGUGCACAUUGUUUGGUGGCAGUUGGUGAGCGAGGGAGAGUGGUGCUGAUCAAAACAGACAAGGGAGGGUCAGAGGAAGGGGGCAGCAGGACUUGUUUUAUUGAGGGGUGUGUACCAGGGCCUGUGCUGUGUGGCACUGUGGAUAAAAACUAUCUUUACUACAGCACCGGGUCGGACCUGUUGGUACUGGAUCUAUCACAGGGAUCAGCUGGAAGAGAAGGCCAAGGAAAGGAUGAAGAGACAUCCGGUAGGACAGCAGUCGCCCUUCAAACCCCCACCAGUUUAAAUGUGUGUAGAGUCACCGCCUUGGCUGAACAUACAGGCAACACUGCAGGUGAAGUUCAGCUGCUGGGUCUGUCUGUCAGAGGGCAGCUCCAGAGGAUUACCUUACCUGUGGGGACAGAAGAUGCAAGAUUGUCCAAGCUGCCCUCAACACAGGUGGGCCGCAGCAUCAGGGACCUCCUGUCUGCUAUCGGGGACGUCUGUGAAAGAGCAUCACUGCUGAAAACUGCCAUCAAAACCAAAAACCAAAUCCUGAGGCGGCUGAAUCAGGUGCUUAACAUCAGCUUCCUGCUGACCGCUAGUACAAAUAGCGAGGAGCAUGUUCCCAUCCGGGAGAAACCAAUCAGAUGUCAUGGUGUGACCAGCUGGAGCAGAUUGCUUCAAAAAGACUCCCUGAACUUGACAUGUGUCCUGGAAAAUUCAAGUCCUUAUGCUUUGGAACAAGGCUGGACUCUGAGCAUCGCUGUGUUUCCUCUGUCCUGUCCUCCCAGUGCAGGAGGGGAAAGUUCCUCCACAAAUUUUUCAUUCCCAUUCCACAAUCUCCAUCCAGGGGAGACUUUAGAAGUGUCGCUGCCGCUAGCAGCUGCCGGCGAGGCAUCCUUCCCCAUGACCGUGAGCUGCUCACUCAUCUUCUCCCUCACAGAUCUCCUGGGAGAGGAGGCUGCAGAGCUUCUUAGUCUGCAGAGUGGCUGCAUCAGUUUGCCCUUAAACACACUGACAGUGGAUUGGUUGCACGCCCUGCAGGUGAUCAGCCCCACGGCAACUCAAUCCAACACUGUAACAGAUUCCAUCCGAGCUUUUUUAAGCUCAAAAAGUGGUGGAAGAGCAGAGGGAAGAGGAGAGAGUUCUUCAAAGCUGGAGCGAGAGCAGUGUACAGCACAUGUACGGGUGUCGUCAGAGUUACUGAAGGACACGCUGCUGUUAAAAAGCUCACAUUCAGGUGCUCAGGGGCCUAAGCUGGCUACACAAAAUGUGGCCCUUUGUCUGCUGGAAUGGCUGUUGUCUGAAGGUCCUGGAGGAGUGAAGACAGGAGAAAAUAAGAUCAGCAGUUCAGUGGUCCAUGCUCGAGAUCCAAACGGACGCACAGUUAAACUGACUGCAAAAGAGGUACAUUUCGGGGAGGAGGGCACAGAGACCACAGUGGACGUUCAGGUGGAGAGCUCAUCUGUAACAGCGCUGUGUGGACUGCAUCAUGCUGUGCUGCGCCGGCUACAGACUCUGUUGCAGAGAGCUCCUGAGAGGGCGUCUUCCACAAAGAGCGUGCAGAGUCUAGGGUUAAGACAGGCGCUGCAGCGGGCCGAGCACCUGUUGCAGCAAAUCCAGCAACAUCGAAUCUCAGGGGCCUUCGGUGUGGGCGUGUCCACGGGGCAGAUGACCCAAUCGCUUCUCAGCGUUUACCGAGACCUCAGAGAAAACCCUCUCCUUAUAAUUUGACACUUUCUUUUGUCCGAGCCUACGCAGCUGCCCUCGGCCUUGUCCGGUGUUAUGUAACCUGUCUUGAAAAUGAAUCUAUUGCUGUGUUAACAUGUACUUGCAACACUAUAAAUGGCUUGCCAAGUGAUAU